ACGUUUUAUUCCUCUUUUCUUAUUAGUAAUCGCAAUUUCAGUCUCCGAUUAAUUUUUUCUCCAUUCGCCAUUGUUCUUCCGAUUCUCUGCAGAAAUCAGGUAAUAAUGAUGAAGAUUGAUCUUAGUGGGCUUGAUCCCUCGGCGCCGAUGAAGAGAAACACAGAUGACUUGGAUAAUGAAAUUUUGGCUACACCAUCUUUUGCUCUUCCCACCACUGUUGAUUUUGAUGGGUUUCAAAAAGCGUCAAUUCAGAUGGUGAAGCCUGCAAGGGGAACUACAACUCUGGCUUUUAUAUUCAAAGGAGGUGUCAUGGUGGCUGCUGAUUCUCGUGCGAGCAUGGGUGGAUAUAUAUCAUCACAAUCUGUCAAGAAAAUUAUUGAAAUCAACCCAUACAUGCUUGGUACAAUGGCUGGAGGGGCUGCUGACUGCCAGUUCUGGCACAGAAAUCUAGGCAUUAAGUGCCGUCUACAUGAAUUAGCGAACAAGAGAAGAAUUUCUAUUGCCGGAGCCUCAAAGAUGUUGGCGAAUAUUUUGUAUUCUUACCGAGGAAUGGGCUUGUCUGUUGGAACUAUGAUAGCUGGCUGGGAUGAACAGGGUCCUGGCCUCUAUUAUGUGGACAGUGAAGGUGGACGGCUUAAGGGCACUAGAUUUUCUGUUGGAUCUGGUUCACCAUAUGCUUAUGGUGUUUUGGACAGCGGAUAUCGUUUUGAUCUAUCUGUUGAGGAAGCUGCUGAGCUGGCUAGACGAGCAAUCUAUCAUGCUACAUUCCGUGAUGGAGCCAGUGGUGGUGUUGCCAGCGUAUACCACGUUGGACCAAAUGGAUGGGAAAAGCUAUCUGGUGACGAUGUUGGAGAACUCCACUACAAGUACUACCCCGUUGAAACUGCAGUUGUGGAACAGGAGAUGACUGAGGUAGCUAUUGCGUGAUUGAGUUACAAUUUAGAACUUUUCCUAUCAUUUGCUUCUGAUUAGUGUGUAAGACAAUAUAAUCUACAAGAUAAACCUAAACUGGUUUUGCUUUUGUAACAUUUUAUUUUUGAAUUAAACAACUUGCUCUUAUCAUGUGUGCCCCCAACAAAACUAUUGUUGUAUCUCGAUUA
Molecule: messenger RNA, 1100 nt
Organism: Erythranthe guttata (spotted monkey flower)
Lineage: Eukaryota; Viridiplantae; Streptophyta; Magnoliopsida; Lamiales; Phrymaceae
Product: proteasome subunit beta type-5
Cellular component (GO): cytoplasm; proteasome core complex
Molecular function (GO): threonine-type endopeptidase activity
Source: RefSeq, a predicted model, not a curated record